UUCAAUAUUUGGGGGGGUGGCGGCCAUGGACGAGGACACGUUGAAAGCGACAGUUUCUUUCGACCAGGCGGAAAAAGUUGCCACUUCCUGGGUUUUUGAUUACAUGUUUGCCACUUUGUGUCAUUACUUCUGUGACGAUGACCGGGCGGAGGAUUUUCAGCGGACGUGCAGAGCCAUGGAAGUGAUUCUGGAGGGUAUACCUACACUGGAUUCAGAGACGUCAAAGGCUGUCUUAAUCUCACAGUUUCUCACCCGUGUUGCAGAAGGAAGACAUCUUGAUGUACAGUAUGAAACAGAUGAGAAGCUCACACCUCUAGAAGCAGCUGCAGUGGUGUUUGAUCAGAUUAUUGAAGAUGAUGAUGACCUGAGAGUUCUUCAGGAAGAAAUAAAAACAUUGGUUAAAGUUCAGGCGAUAGCAGUUUGCAUGGAAAAGGGAAGAUUUAAGUUGUCAUCAGAAGUUCUUGAUCGACAGUUUGAAGAAUCUGAGACGAAUAAGUAUCUGAGAAUGAAAAUGUCUAUGGUGGUUGGUAAAAAAGACCCAUAUCAUGAAUUCCUUGAAAAUUUCUCUUUUACCAAAAUGUUAAAGAAAAUCAAAUCUUACACCAGUCUUACACUGGACAGAAGACCCCCUGUUUUUCUGCUACAGGCAGCAACAAAAAUGGUAGACGCUAAAAGGAAAAUGGAAGUCCAAACGAGCGAAAACAUAGUUCAUGAACCACUAAGGUAUAUAAGGGAGAACAAAAAUCAACAAGCACAAGCAGAUGAUGAUGAGGAGGAGGAGGACUUACAAAAGGAAGACAUCGCUACAAGUGAGUGUGCAGACAUGUCUGAGGAGAAGAGCAGCGCAGAUCAAAAUGAAUUGACAGGGGAAGCCGCGCAUAUUACAGAUAAAGCAACAGAAAGACCGCUGAGGAGACUCUUUUCUUUGGAGCGAGGCACACCAUGGCAUCCAGACAAAAUGUGCAAGAGGAUAAUAAGCAAACCCAUUACAGCAAAACAAAGCUCUGAUACAUUAGAAAAUGUACCAUGUGAACAUCUUGAAACUUCUGUUAAUUCUACAACAAUUAAGAAAAGACAGCCUUGGACCUGGGAAGAAGAUGAGCUAUUAAAGAAAGGAGUAAAAAAAUAUGGAGCAGGGAACUGGAGUAAAAUACUAGUCCACUAUAGAUUCAACAACCGCACUGGUGUCAUGCUGAAGGAUCGCUGGAGAACCAUGAAGAAACUGAACAUAGUCCACGAUGAGUGAUUGAGUGAUCAGUCAAAGAACUGGCUGCAAAUUGGGAGGAUUCCCUUUUUUUCUUUUUUUAAGCUUCUGAGCUAAAAUGUUGCACAUUAUUAACCAAGGGAAGUACAUUCUCACUUCAUGGGAUGCUGGAGCUUUAUUUUCUUUAAAUUGUUCCUAAUUUUAGACCUAGCAGUAUUAUUAUUUUUUUCCAGUUCUGUGCAUUUUUUUUACAUUUCAAACCCAGCUUUCUGUGUGCAGUUGAAAAAAAACAUACUCACCUGCUCCCCACCACUCCUUUCCGAGUCCCUAGCUCAUUUCUGCGGUUUUCCGAUCAUCGUCCUGCAAACUUUCAGGCAGACAGGGUGGACCACUGCAGCUAAUGACUGACCUCAGCGGUGAUGUCUUCCCGAGCAGGCCUGUCACUGCUGGGUCACGUGCCGCUCAGGAACACAUCACUGCUGAGAGCAGUCAUUGGCUGCAUAGGUGCACAUGAACCCGUCCAUUCAGAAGUUUACAGUACGGGGACCAGAAGACCGCCAAAGGGAAUCUGAAAGGAGCGGCAGGGAGCAGGUGAGUAUUGUUUUUUUCAACAGGUACAGAAGGUUGGGCUUGAAAUUAAAAAAAUGUGUGGAAGAGAUAAUUUUUUUUUUCUUUGUAAAGAAAACAAAGUAGAGGUGGGAUGACGAAUCCAUCGAAUUUUGCUGGAUUCGUGGACUCAAAUCCCGACGAAAUUCAAAUCCGACGAAUCCUGCCACGACAUCACACCCAGCCAGGCAACUGUUAUUGCUCAAGUAAUGGCAGCCUCCAUAUACCUCUAAUUUCAGUUGUCCUUAAAGGGAUUCUGUCACCUGGAUUUUAGUGACAGAGCUUUUAACAUCAGUCUGCUCGUUUUGUAUUAAAAUAUACUAGUAUUACUACCCUAAGUGUUAUUUGUCUACAAAACAGCUUUUAUUAAUAUGGUAAUUACCUGAGUAAGGAGCCCAAGGGGCUGUCCCUCCGGCCGUUGGAGCCCAGAUGGGCCCCUUCUCCUGGAGCCCAGCACCGCCACACUACUAAUUUAUUCACUCCUCAUUGCCGGUUCGCGCAUGUGCAGUGAGGCCGACUCCAGGCACGGAUACGUGUAUCCAUGGAGCAUGCGCAGAUGGCUCAGCGACACCGGACAUAAUGCGUUCACUGAGCCAUCUGCGCAUGCGCUGUGGAUACACAUGUCAGCGCCUGGAAUCUGCCUCACAGGACGCACUGCACAUGCGCCAGCCGGCGAUGAGGAGUGGUACCUUCUUCACAGAAGU
This is a messenger RNA of Bufo gargarizans (Asiatic toad), 2514 nucleotides long. It is a transcript of the gene TERF1, whose product is annotated as telomeric repeat binding factor 1. Gene Ontology annotation, cellular component: nucleus; chromosome, telomeric region. Bases 26 to 1246 code for a protein of 406 amino acids. Gene Ontology annotation, biological process: telomere maintenance. Gene Ontology annotation, molecular function: telomeric repeat DNA binding; protein homodimerization activity. The transcript has 12 exons. The record is from RefSeq and is a predicted model, not a curated record. Lineage: Eukaryota; Metazoa; Chordata; Amphibia; Anura; Bufonidae.